Penaeus chinensis is the source of this 1193-nucleotide messenger RNA. Its product is annotated as docking protein 1-like. Gene Ontology annotation, biological process: cell surface receptor protein tyrosine kinase signaling pathway; positive regulation of MAPK cascade. The transcript is spliced from 6 exons. Lineage: Eukaryota; Metazoa; Arthropoda; Malacostraca; Decapoda; Penaeidae. The record is from RefSeq and is a predicted model, not a curated record. Bases 25 to 714 code for a protein of 229 amino acids. Gene Ontology annotation, cellular component: cytoplasm.
UGUCAACGGUACUUAUAUAAACCAAUGGCAGACUGCAGGUCCUAUCUCGUGCGCUUGCCCUCGGCCAUGGCGUCGAAGCUGGCGGUGAAUAGAGAGAUGCUGCUGAAUCUGGAGUGCGAACAUCUCACCCUCGUCGGCCUCAAUGGCAUUCACUCGUGGACGUGGAACAUAAGGCACCUGCGCAAAUAUGGCUACAGACAGGACGAUUUCCACUUCGAGAGUGGGACGCGAUGCCAGACCGGUCCAGGCUACUUCUCCUUCUAUACCCCACAGGGCAAGGAGAUCUUUCGUGAUCUACAUAAAAUGAAGACACAGUAUAAGCUCCGGAACUGUCUACAGCCUAACAGCCUGGCUGAAAAAAAAUUUCCAUCUCCACGGAAAGCUGGCAGGAAGUUCAAGUUCCCUUCCUUGUUGCCGAAGAAAAAACCCAAAGUAAAAAAGCAGGACAGAUUAGAGGAAGACAGAAAAGAAGAGACGCCAUCUCCACGGAAAAUUGGCAUGAAGUUCAAGUUUCUUUCCUUGUUCCCGAAGAGGAAACCGAAAGUAAAAAAGCAGGACAGAUUUGAGGAAGACAGAAAAGAAGAGACGAACCGGUCAUCGGAUGUCUCGGCUGCUUACGUCACAAUCCUGCCCAAGACGCCAAGUGUUUCGAACUCGAGAAGUACGAGGAAGCGUUUCGAGGCCAGCGACGCUUGGAAACACUUUGGCUAUUAAUAUUCGGGUAUGUGCUGAUAAGGAAUCUUAUCACCCAUUUCUCAGAAUUUGUUUACUUUUUUUUUAAUGAAUGAUACUCGGCUGCUUGUCUUAUUAAACAUUAGAGUUGGCAAUAGUGUACACAUGCCUUGUUUAGAAUCAAUCACAAACGGAAUCGAAAAUGCCAUCUGCGUUACCGAAGCUUUGAAACACCAGCAUGACUCCCGAAACGGUACUCAAGACCGAUUUCGAAAGAAAAUACGGCUAUACAGAUCAAUAAACCAGCCUAUGUUUAUUAUUAUUAUUACUGGUAUUAAUGUACUGUAUGUAUAUCGCUCCUCUACCCACGGGUUCAUGGUGUUUAAUGGCUAAGGAAGGAAAGACCGAGACUAAGUCCAUUCUUGAAGUGUAGUCUAUAUCCGUGCACUUUUAGUUUGUGAAAAGAUUUGACUUUGAUUUCAUUAUUCAUUAAAGAAUAUAUGUUCUAUAAAUAAUGUAUG